AUGACGGGCGAGCAGUUUCAAGCUGCAAUUCGGCAACGGCCUUUGCGGAUAAGAGUGCUUCCUCCUCACGCUGCGGUGUGGCAGCAGGUUGCCCAUUUCCAAAAGCAGGUCGUGCGGCUAAGUUUCCAGAAGGUGCUGCUGCAGAAGGCACUACGUGAUGAACACGAACAUGCUAAAAAGGAACUUGGAAUUGAUAGCGACGUCGAGGCAAAGCAGAAGGCACGUGCGAGCUUUGCUCGCGCAGACAUGGCUGGUCAGAGGAAGCAGUUGGAGCGACGCAAGCAGGAAGCUGCAAAGCAAGAAGACGAGCUGGAGACAAGGCGUGCCCAGGUCGCGGCCUUCGACAAGGAGACGCAGUUGCGAAGAAAGGCUCUAGAGGCUGACACAAAGCAUCUAGCCACACAACAAGCAGAUCUGCAGAGAGCCCGACACGACUUCGAUGCAAUGCGAAAGGCUCAGCUCGAUGCGCUUGAGAAGGAGCGGCAGCUGCUUGCAGCCGAGAAAUUGCAACUGGAGGUCAGGAGAGACGAGGUUCUGGUGACGCAGACGGAGCGCGAGGAUCUGGAGUUGGAGCGGCAGCGCCUCAUCGAGGAGCAUGAGGAUACUGCAGCCCAGAAGGCCGAGCUCGAGUCCGCCAUUCAGGCGGCACAGGCGCACCUGGAGGAGGAGCGCAUAGCCCUGCUGCGGCAAAGGGAGGAGCUGGAGGAAGAUGCUUCGGGUCUUGCGCAGGCCAAGUCAGAGUUGCAGGCCCAGCGGAGUCGCGGCGCAGCUCUUCAAGCAGACAUCGAAAAAGAGGCCUUGGCGUUCAAGGAGGCUUGCGACGCGACAAGGGCAGAGCUGGCUGCUGAGCGUGAGCAGGCCCAGGAGCAGCAGCAGGCCAUGCAGGCGCAUUUGCAGAAGGAGAAGGAGGAUUUCAAAGCCAAGUGCAAGCAGGUUUUGCAACAGCUCGACAGCCGAAAGCGUCAGCUCCUUCAGCUGCAAAAGCAGCUGGCUACCGAGAAGUCCGCCAUACAACAGGCUCGGAAGGACCUGGAUCAAUUGCACAAGGAUGGCAAAGAGGAGGCAACUCAAGUCGAACUGGAGCCAGCAGAAACUAUUGACGCCUCCGUCCAGGCCUGCCCCAACAGCAAUGCCGUGGCCGUGCAAGCUUCAAGCAAAGACUGCGAGCGGGAAGACUUUGGAACUACGAACCGCAACACUAACGUGCCGACAGCACGAACUGCACAAGGGAGACCUGCCGUAUCGAUCAAGGCUAAACAGCCUGAUGCAGACAACGACAGCAGCUUCCUAAUUAAGGAGGUGCUGAUGGACGCUGAUCGGCUCCGUGCUGUGGAUCUCACUGCGCAUGUCCAUGCCCUGCUCCAGGCUGGCAAGGUGGACACACAUUGCAUGCAGGUCCUAAGCCACUUGCUGCAGGACAUGGUUCAUCCUCGGGAGGGAAGCGAGCUGCCAUCUGAGUCUGCAUCCACGACCAAACUGAACAAGCACAAGAAGUGCCCUGAGGCAUCUCGGCAUCUGCGACCUCAAUCGGAGUCACCCCGGCCCCGCCCCGUCUCAAAUGACCGUGCCGAGCGGCCUUGGAUGCCCGUAUCCUCCCAGCGCCAGCCGAGUCCUACGGAGAUUUCGCGGCCUGAAGGCUUGGCAAAGAAGGCAUUGGCUCAAACCGCUGAUGUCCGGAAGCUGCUGGCAGACGAGCUGAGAAAGCCCAGGCAGACGUCUAGGGCCCGGACCCAGGUCCCCGUACGCACAUGUGCUGCCAGCCGGUCGCAGAAGUCACUGGAACGCUUGCUCAACCAGAUGGGCUUGGAGCCAGGAUCGCCGCUUGUGCAGAUCGACAAAGCCCACUACGAAGUAGUGAGUGAGGAGAUCCUAAGACCUGCCAUCGCAGCAGCCAGGGAGGGGACGAGCAAGCACCUUGACUUCGACGAAGGCGGCCUGCAAGGAGGGUACGGCAUCCUUGCAGCCCAGCUCCUGCUCACCAUCGUGGUGGCAUAUCCAGUUGCUAACAUGACUGAGAAACAGCUGACUCGAUAUUCCUGGCUUCCCGCUGCGUGUAUGUUGUUCAUUCUGGCCUACACGCUCGUGAUUCGCUGCUGCAGAGAACAAUUACGAACUUAUCCGCAGAAUUACAUUGGCUUGGCCAUUCUAAGCGCUGCCUUCGGGGUCACGACCGGUGUCGUCUGCCGAGAGUACCAAGCAUACAGCAUCUUCUUUGCGCUGGUCAUCACUGCAGCACUUGUCCUCUCGCUGACUGCUUAUGCCUUCUACACGAAGACUGACAUGACUGGUUACGCGCCAUAUCUCUUCAUUGCCCUCUUUGCCUUGGUAGUCAUUGGCUUCGGCAUGAUGAUCCUUAACAUGUGUGGGUUCGUCAUACCCAUCAUAGAGGCAGUCUACAACACCGUUGGCAUUAUUCUCUUCUCUUUCUUCGUAAUCUUUGACACGCAAUUGAUGCUGGGGCAGUGGGGAGGUCACGAACUGGAGUUCAGCCUUGACGAAUACGCUUUUGCUGCCCUGAACCUCUACCUUGACAUCCUCAACCUCUUUCUCAACAUCUUGCAACUCCUCGGAGACAGAAAUUGA
Symbiodinium pilosum is the source of this 2583-nucleotide messenger RNA. The record is from the annotation of a GenBank genome assembly. Lineage: Eukaryota; Dinophyceae; Suessiales; Symbiodiniaceae.